GAUGGCAACACUGCGUGUUGUCAAUGGACAAUGAAUUGGAUCGAAUUAAAUAAAUAUUCUAUCUGUGAUCUGUGUUAUUUCGUAUCUUUAAUCUUGAAAACUCACGUCCUAGGAAAUAAAUUACUUGUUAUUUCAACAUUUGUUCUGUUUAAGAUGGCAUAUACAGAAAAAGUGUCAUUAAGUGGCACUGCACUAUCGUUUUUGUUGUACGAAUGUGUGAAUUCUGUGAACAGUCAGGAAGGAUUUCUGAUCGGGGACAUAACUUCGGAAAUAACUAAUCACAUAUCAGAUUCUCAAAGUGAUAAUGCCAGACUUGAUACUCAAAUAGAGAUAAGAACUGUUUUGCCACUGCCAUCAGUUUCAUUAUUUUAUCUUCCAACAGGCAAAAUUAAGGAGGAUGUAUUAUCUGGAUUACUUUCAGAUAAAGCAAGUGAAAUAGUAGGGUGGUACAAGUAUAGAAAAAACACAAACAUCAAACCUACUUUUCGAGACAAAUUAAUAUCUAAAGGACUACAAAAGUACUUUGAGAGAUAUCAUGGAAAGAAAACAUUUGUUACAUGCCAUUUGUCUUAUAAAUGUUUUUCAUCUGGAUUAAGUCAUACUUUUAUAUAUCGUUUCGGAAAAAUAAAUUGUUUUGAUAUGUAUGAGUACAUGGAGGAUGUAACUGCCAAUUUAGGUGAGAAAUUGACUGGCUAUAAAAAACCUCAUAGACUACCACCACAAAGUGCAUUUAACAAAAUUGUGAAGGAAAGUAACUUACAAACAAACUCAGGAUCUGAAGCUAUAUUACGUAUUCAGGAGGCUGUAGAUGUCAGGUUAAUGAAUGAAGCCAAAAUAGCAGCAAAGAAUGAAAAUAUAAUCAGGGCUUUAGAAGCUGAAAUUAAACAAAUGACUACAAUAUUGGCGGAAAAACAAGCAGCAGACUUGCAGUCUGUAUGCAACAAAAUAAUAGAAGAAAACAUCAAAAACAGAGAAACUGAAAUGGCAGAAGCAUGUAUGAAAGCAUUGCAAAAUUUGGAUGAAAAGGACAUACUGGAUAUCCCCAACUCAAUGAAUAGGAACCAUGUCUCUUCAAAUAGUGACAACUUGGUACAAUUAAAAGAAAGUGAUUUGAAAGAGAGAACUCCAAGUCCGGUGCUAAUGCCAACCAGCUCAACUAAACCUGCCUUGAAAUAUUCUUCAGUUUUGAAGAACAAAAAAGAAGUUGCCUCUACCAGUAAACAAAGCAUCUGUGAGGACUUGAUUAGUUUUGAUGUGGAAGACAGGCAAGCAAAGAAGCCAAAUGUUGUAAAUGAUGAAAUUAAAUGUUUGAGGGACAGUUCACCAGAAUAUUGAUAAGUGCCUUAAUUAUUUGAGUUACCAUAUGUUGGAAUAUUAUAUUACUUUUUUACCAAUUUGUUAUUCCUAUUCAUUCUAUGUAAAUAAAUUUUGUUAUCUCAUACAGUUUCCAAGAAAAUGUUUGUAAUGUUGUCCAUUUUUUAAUCACUCACUCAUAUUUGAAAAGUUUUUGAACAUAAUACUGGGUCUUAAGGGAAAUUUCCUGCUGUCUCCUCAGGCUAAAGACAACAUAAAAUAAAGUGACAAUUUAUAUCUUAUAAAGAAAAGUUUCAACAUGAAGAUUUACAAAUUUAUUCUGCUCGAGUACUAUAUAAGAUGUUAUUUAAUCUCAAUUCUCUGUUGUAGUUGUAAGAAUAAAUAUAAUUAUAUUUUUGUAAUUACUAAUAUAGGUGUCCCUUUAAAUAAAUAUGUUUUUAUAAAAAAAAA
Plodia interpunctella (Indianmeal moth) is the source of this 1764-nucleotide messenger RNA. Its product is annotated as BRCA1-A complex subunit Abraxas 1-like. The record is from RefSeq and is a predicted model, not a curated record. Gene Ontology annotation, cellular component: nucleus. The transcript has 3 exons. NCBI's taxonomy places the organism in Eukaryota, Metazoa, Arthropoda, Insecta, Lepidoptera, Pyralidae. Gene Ontology annotation, biological process: mitotic spindle assembly; attachment of spindle microtubules to kinetochore; protein K63-linked deubiquitination. Gene Ontology annotation, molecular function: microtubule binding; polyubiquitin modification-dependent protein binding. The coding region runs from base 31 to 1335 and encodes 434 amino acids.